Cannabis sativa is the source of this 810-nucleotide messenger RNA. RefSeq lists its product as uncharacterized. Bases 89 to 667 code for a protein of 192 amino acids. NCBI's taxonomy places the organism in Eukaryota, Viridiplantae, Streptophyta, Magnoliopsida, Rosales, Cannabaceae. The record is from RefSeq and is a predicted model, not a curated record. The transcript has a single exon.
ACUUCUCUUUAACACACACCACAUUGAGUAAUAAUAUUAUUAUCAUCACAAACAGAGUUUCAAUUAAUAAAACAGAGAACUAAUAGCCAUGGGAAAUUGUUUGGUUUCGGAAGAGAAAGUAAUAAAGGUAGUGAAACCAGAUGGGAAAGUAUUGGAAUACAGAUCACCAAUCAAAGCAUUUGAUGUCUUAUCUCAAUUCUCAGGCCAUACACUAUCAUCAGCUGAAACAACAACUAGUAGUGGUCCAAUACUACUAAACCAAAAUCAACAUCUCAACCCAGAAACAAAGCUUCUAGGUGGUCACCUCUACUAUUUGGAACCCGUUCCAUCGCCCCCGAAAAAGAAGAAGACGGCGAAAAAGGUUAGGUUUACAGUGCCAGAAAAAGAAGUAGAAUAUACCAAACCCGAGCUAGAAACUACUACUACUACUAGCAGCAAUAGUAGUAGUAGCAAAGUUGUGAGGAUUAAAUUGGUUAUAAGCAAGCAAGAACUGCAGGAGUUGUUGAAAAAUACCAAAGGUGGAUCAUCAGUUGUUUCGGUGGAUGACAUGGUUUCUAAAUUUUGUUCUGAUGAUCAGAAAAUCAAACUUGAUCAUAAUUGUGAUUAUGAUCAAGGUGAAGGGUGUAAUUGGAAGCCUGAGUUGGAAAGUAUAGCUGAAGUAAAUUAGCAACUAAUGAUGGUGAUUAUGAUGAUAAUUAAGUAUAUAUAUUUUGUAGUUUUUGUUAUAGGUGACACAAAAAAUGGAUGUUGUAAUAAACUCCAUAAGAUCAUAUAUAUAUACAUCAUAAAUAUACAAACAGUUUUACUCAA